AUGUGCUGGAUCGGACGCUGUUACUACAAUGGGUUCGGCGUGAAGGAAGACGACACGAAGGCGUUCGAGUGGUUCGAAAGAGCGUCCGGGUGCGGGCACGCCGAAGCUACCUACUACCUCGCGGGGUGCUACGUGGAGGGCCUUGGCGUGGAGAAAAAUAUAGUGAAGUCGCUCGAGCUGUACGUCAAAGCGGCCGAGUUGGGUGAAAAAGGGGCCGCGUAUGAGCUCGGGAUCAUCUACCACUGCGGCCGGUGCGGCGUGGCGGUGAACAAAACGGAGGCGUUGAAGUGGUACCGCGUCGCGGUGGAGCUCGGCGACACCUUCGUGCAAGGCGCUGUGACCAAACUCGAGGCCGAGCUCGCGACGGCGUGA
Molecule: messenger RNA, 372 nt
Organism: Micromonas pusilla CCMP1545
Lineage: Eukaryota; Viridiplantae; Chlorophyta; Mamiellophyceae; Mamiellales; Mamiellaceae
Exons: 1
Coding region: 1-372 (123 amino acids)
Molecular function (GO): protein binding
Source: RefSeq, a predicted model, not a curated record